AUGGAUAGAGCCACACUAGACCCUGUUGACGAUUGGGCGGAUGUAACUAGCCCAGCGCUUCGGCGUGUACUGCAGAACCGCCUAAACCAACGAGCCUCUCGGCAGCGGAAGCGCAAUCACGAGCUGCGUUUGGGACUUGUUCGACGAGGACGGGGACGUCCAAAGAGCCAAACAGCGCUGCAAGAUGACAUUUCAACAUCUGAGCCGCAGGGCCAAUUGUUAGCAACGUCGUGUAAGAGGCAUGGUGACCACGUAUCAGACGCCUUACCCGGUGUUCCCAGGACAGAUACCUUCACCGACAUGAUCAGAAGCCUGGCCAAGAGGGUUCUCGAGAACCUUUGCGUACAAGAUCCAUCCGCUGAUGUUGUCCUACUGCCACUCACAAGGCUCAAUAGCCUGCGUGGUAUUCUAGCUAAUAUGUACACUCUCGACAUACAGCUUCCCGAGAUGGAAGACGACACUUCCAUCUCUAGCUUCAACAAAGCCUGGGACCGGAGCUCAAAGCGAGCCAGGACGCUUCCUUCUUCGCUUCAGCCCACAGAGUACCAGAUAUCGCACCCACAUCACCCGUGGUUUGAUAUUCUUCCGUUUCCAAAGCUCCGCGAGACGCUUAUAGCUCGACAAGAUGAAUAUGACGAUACGGAGCUUUGUAUCGACAUGCUUGGCAUGAACGAGGCCACGUCUGUUGGCCUGCUGGUAUGGAGGGAUCCAUGGGAUCCGGCUGCAUGGGAGAUGACGGAGCAAUUUGUAAAGAAAUGGGGGUGGCUGUUUAAAAGCAGUCUUGAGCUGCGGUCAUCGACAACACAGUGGAGGUCCUUGAGAGGGGAGGACGCCAUUGUGGAGUUGCUUGAUAGUUAA
[Torrubiella] hemipterigena is the source of this 858-nucleotide messenger RNA. The record is from the annotation of a GenBank genome assembly. Lineage: Eukaryota; Fungi; Ascomycota; Sordariomycetes; Hypocreales; Clavicipitaceae.